Hypoxylon trugodes is the source of this 1038-nucleotide messenger RNA. Its product is annotated as terpene synthase. Lineage: Eukaryota; Fungi; Ascomycota; Sordariomycetes; Xylariales; Hypoxylaceae. The transcript is spliced from 5 exons. The record is from RefSeq and is a predicted model, not a curated record. The coding region runs from base 1 to 1038 and encodes 345 amino acids.
AUGCCUUCGCAAAUCAUCCCAGAUACCUCAGGUGCGGCUAUAAGUUUUACUGAUGAAAAGAAGAACCUCAUAAAGAGGGCCGUGAAUCAAAAGGUUUUGGUUCCCAAUGUCCUCUCCUUGAUGCCGGCGUGGCCAACUGAGCUGCAACCUGAUAUCGACGAAGUCAAUAAGGAGGUAGAUGAAUGGCUCGCCGAGGUCAACGUACCCGAACAUAAAAAGGCGAAGCACCGGGCUCGAGGAGACUAUACCUUUCUCACUGCAGCGUACUACCCACAUUGCAAGAAAGAUAAAAUGCUUCUAUUAACAAAGUAUCUAUAUUGGAUCUUCUUCUGGGACGAUGAGAUUGAUGCUGGUGGAGAACUCACCGAGGAUAUGGAGGGCACUCUGCAAUGCUGCCGAGAGACUAAGAAGAGCAUCGAUGAUUGUCUUGGUCCCAAUCCCAAUUUUACACCUCCUGCGAAUUUACGAGGGACGGUGGAGAUGCUGUACCCCAUUCUCCAGGAGCUCCGAGAAAGCUUUAGCCCAGUUACAGCAGAACGACAGCGUCUUGAGCUCCACGAGUACGUAGAUGGUGUCGCAAGGGAACAGAACGUUCGCCAAGGAAAUCACUUGCCAAAUCCAUGGUAUCAUUUCCGCAUCCGCUCGGCUGAUGUCGGCGUUAUUCCGAGUGUCACCCAGAUCGGAUACGCCAUGGAGUUCGAGAUACCCGAGCAUAUCCACAGACAUGAAGCAAUGCAGACCAUAAUCCAGGAGUGUACGAAACUCACUACCCUAGUGAAUGACCUGCUUUCACUACAGAAAGAGUUUCGGGUAUCUCAACUUGAGAACAUCGUAUUUUUGUUUAUGAAUAAGUACGAUCUCAGCCUCCAUGGCGCUGUCGAUCUCGUUCUAGAUCUUAUUCAAGAACACUACGAAGUUGCUGUCGCUGCUGAGGAAAGAUUGCCUUGGAGUGAAAGCGAUGAGAAACUAAAUGAGAAUAUCCGAGAGUACGUACGUGGUUGCCACUACAUGCCUAUCGGUACUGCGUUCUGGAGGUAA